Malania oleifera is the source of this 1830-nucleotide messenger RNA. Its product is annotated as pectinesterase 3-like. Bases 1 to 1686 code for a protein of 561 amino acids. Gene Ontology annotation, molecular function: pectinesterase activity; pectinesterase inhibitor activity. The transcript has 2 exons. Gene Ontology annotation, biological process: cell wall modification. Lineage: Eukaryota; Viridiplantae; Streptophyta; Magnoliopsida; Santalales; Ximeniaceae. The record is from RefSeq and is a predicted model, not a curated record.
AUGGACCCUGCAAAGUCCUUGAAGCCCCACGACAAAACCCGCAAGCGUCUACUCAUCGUCGCCCUCUCCUCUCUCCUCCUCCUCAUUGGCACCGUCGCCGGAAUCCUCAUUCACAAGCGCAGCUCUGGCCACGGCGUCCCUUCGAGCUCCGUCUCCCCAGCGGAGUCGAUUAAGGCGGUGUGCAAAGAGACGCCGUAUCCCGACGCAUGCUUCUCCAGCAUUUCCGCCCUCGCCCCUCCAAACACCAUCGACCCCGAAGUUAUAUUGAAGCUCUCCCUGCAAGUCGUCGUCACCGAGAUCUCCAAGCUCACGUCCCUCCCGGACAGCCUCGCGGCGAAGUCCACCAACCCCCGGACCCGCAAGGCGCUCGCCGUCUGCAAGACCGUGCUAGAGGACGCGGUGGUCUACGUGAAUGACUCGAUAUCGUCGGCGGAGGCGGGGAAGUCCGGCGAGAUCCUAUCGGUGGCGAAUAUCGGGGACGUCUGGACGUGGCUGAGCGCCGCCAGUGUGAAUCACGAGACCUGCCUGGACGCCCUCCGAGAAAUUAAAUCGUCGCUGGAAGAUGACGUGGUGGCGGCGAUGCGGAACUCGUCGGAGUUCACAAGCAACAGCUUGGCCAUUGUAACGAAUAUCUCUGGGGUUCUGGAGGAGUUCGAGCUUCCGAUUCAUCAGGGGCGGCGGCUAUUGGGGGAAUCGGGUUACCCUGAGUGGGUGGGGGCGGGGGUGCGGCGGUUGCUGCAGGUGGAGAGGCCGACGCCGGACGUGACGGUGGCGAAGGACGGCACUGGAGAUUACAGGACCUUAAAGGAGGCAGCGAAGGCGGUGCCGAAGAAGAGCAAGAAGAGAUUUGUGAUAUACGUGAAGAGUGGGAAGUACGUGGAGAACGUGAUUUUGGACACUGACCGAUGGAACGUCAUGAUCUAUGGCGACGGCAAAGACAAGACCAUCCUCUCCGGCAGCUUGAACUUCGUCGAUGGCACCCCUACUUACGACAGUGCCACUUUCACCGUAACGGGGAAGGGCUUCAUCGCAAAGGACAUAAGGUUUGAGAACACGGCGGGGCCGGCGAAGCUCCAGGCGGUGGCGCUCAACUCCAGAUCUGACACCUCAAUCUUCUACCGCUGCUCUUUCGACGGCUUCCAGGACACCCUUCUCGCCGACUGCCAGCGCCAAUUCUUCCGUGACUGUGACAUCACCGGUACCAUCGACUUCAUCUUCGGUCACGCUGCCGCCGUCUUCCAGAAUUGCAAUAUCCGGCCCAGGCAACCGCUGCCCAACCAGUACAACAUCAUCACCGCGCAAGGGAAGUAUAAGCCCAAUCUGAAUUCGGCCUUCUCCCUCCACCGCUGCAGCAUCACCCCUCUAGAAAAACUCACCGUCCCGACUUACCUCGGUCGCCCCUGGAAGAAUUGCUCCACCACCGUGGUCAUGCAGUCCUUUAUCGGGCCGUUCCUGGACCCGAUGGGCUGGAUCGAAAGGGUCAAGGGGAUCGACCCGCCCAGUACCAUAUUCUACGGGGAGUAUCAGAACAGGGGCGCCGGGUCGGCAACUGACAAGCGGGUCACGUGGGCCGGGUACCACCCGCGCAUUACGGCGAACCAGGCUAGGAAGUUCUCCGUGGGGCGUUUACUCGAAGGCGGAAAAUGGCUCCGGAAGGCCAAGGUUGACUAUGAUAUGUUAAUAUGAUUAUAACCAUUAUCAUUAUAUUAAUUUUAUUUAUUUAUUUAUUUUAGGGGAUGAAAUUCCUAACACGACAUUACUAUCAUUGUAAUAUUCGAUUUUUUUGCCUAUCAAUGUUGGGAAAAAUUUAUAUAUGAACAAUUUCUACAA